Malassezia vespertilionis is the source of this 855-nucleotide messenger RNA. It is a transcript of the gene MRPL6, whose product is annotated as 54S ribosomal protein L6 mitochondrial. The transcript has a single exon. Bases 1 to 855 code for a protein of 284 amino acids. The record is from RefSeq and is a predicted model, not a curated record. Gene Ontology annotation, cellular component: mitochondrial large ribosomal subunit; ribosome. NCBI's taxonomy places the organism in Eukaryota, Fungi, Basidiomycota, Malasseziomycetes, Malasseziales, Malasseziaceae. Gene Ontology annotation, molecular function: structural constituent of ribosome; rRNA binding. Gene Ontology annotation, biological process: translation.
AUGCGCGCUGGGAAUGUUUGUGCGAUGAUGCGGCCCGGUAUUGGCGCGGUGUUUCGCCCGGGAUUGCCCCUUCGUGCGCCAGUUGUGCACAAUAUUGGCUCUACGCUGGGGUCUCGCAGUGCGCAUACGCGUGCUGAACCAGUCGUGAUCCCUUCGACGACGACCGUCUCUAUUCUAGACUUUGCACCACAGCCGCGCCCCACUCGCCCAUUAUCGGGGCUGCUGCGCAAAGCUAAGACGCUUGUAUUUAAUGGUCCAAAAGGAGAAGUGGUCGUGCCGCUGCAUUCGUUCAUCAAGAUGGACUGGCAGGUGCACAACGAUACAAAACACCGUAGUGUUGCGUUCAGUAUCCAGGACGAGAAAAUUAAGGUCCAGCGCGGAAUUUGGGGUCUGACGCGUGCGCUAUGUGCCAACGCUGUAAAAGGCGUAGAAGAGGGCCACGAAGUGCGACUACGACUCGUCGGCGUUGGUUACCGCGCGAGUGUUGAGCCGGAUCCUUUGCCGCGGAAACAUUUGCUCGAGGUCGAAUUAGAGCGCAGCCGUGGGCAUUGGUACGCAUCCGACCAAAAACAAACAGAGCUUGACCGCGCAAAGCGCUUGAUCGAGGCGACCGGCUCGCCUGAGCGGAUCAAUUUGCGCCUGGGAUACUCGCACCCCAUCCUGCUUUCUGUACCCUAUGGAAUCAAGGCCACCACGCCACAGCCUACCUCAAUCGUGCUGCAAAGCGUCAACAAGGAAAUCCUCGGGCAGUUUGCACAGCAGAUUCGGCAGUACCGCAAGCCAGAGCCGUACAAAGGAAAGGGCGUAUUUAUUGGGGACGAGAAGAUCAAACUCAAGUCGCCCAAGAAAAAGUAA